UAAACGUUUCCCAUCUCUCUUUCCCCUCGCACUGCCCCGGUGCCAAGCGUGAUAGACUAGGGUUCCUAUCUCCGCUGCCGCCCUCCCUCUCGGACACAUAGUUCCCUUGCCGUCGGCCACCUCCCAUUGUCACCUCCUCCUACCGUUGGAUUCCGCCCCUUACAGAUGCGGAGGUACAAUUUUCGUGUGCGAGACCGCCUGGUGAAGCACGAUGGAGGCCGGCGCUGGUUGCGGGCAAGCUCACUAGGGCAGGCACAUGGGAGGCCGGUUUUGGUAACCGGAGGAGGAAGCGGUUGCGAGGCGGAGGUCGGGAGGAGUUGGGGCAGGGAGCGCACUGGAGGGAGGUAGGGAGGGAGGGAGAGGCUGGCGGCGGCGGCGAGGGAGACCACGUCGAUGUGGGGAAUUUGGGCGGCACUCAUACAGUAAGAGAAUUCAUGUGCCAGAUCACAAUUCUGUUAACUUUGAAUCAUACAUGGGUUGGACUGGAGCAUUUUAAUUUCAGCAUUAGGAAACACCAUCCGCUACCCUUUAAGAAAUUUUUCUUCUUAGUUGUUCGCUACUUAUAUGACACUACUUAUGUGACAGUCGUGUCUUUUUAGCCAUGUGCAUACUCAGUCUGAUUGAGAUACUGCUAAUCAUUAAAUUCCCAGUACUUGUGACUCAGCUUAUUUACAAUCUUCAGUUCGCAUAAUCUUCAGGACCUUUGCGUCUCUGUAAAUAUAUGUAUUGGGUUUCUGCAUCAAGUGUUUGAUUGUUUGUCUAGAUUAUUGUUCCGCAGAGUAUUAUUUUCAAGAAAUAGUUGUUCCCAGUUUUACCGAUAGUUAUUGUUGCCUUCUGGUAAAAAUGGACCAAACAGUAUCUCAACAUGAUGUCUCCACAUCAAUGAGAUCCUCCGGGUCUCCCUAUGCUUAAAACAUCUACCUGUUCAGGAUCUUUUGUUUUUUUUUUCGUUCAGGCAUGUGGAGGAAAUUUUUGCUACAAAGUGUAUCCAAUUGAGUUCUAGAGUUUUGAGGUGUGCUGUUUUUGUUCACAUGACAAUUGGGAAGACCUGACGAACCAUCAAGAUUUUGCUUUGUAACUAUAUAUGUCCAAGUAAUUGUGAUGAAUUCCUAAAAAAAGUAAAUGUGAUGAAUAGAAGGUUGCUUCCAUCUUUUCUGUUAUAUCUUGCAGGUUGUUCUCAGAGUAAUGCAGCGUUACAAGAAGUUAUGUGGUUGCAGUUCUUUUAUGAGAACAAUGGCGGUGGACCUUCAAAGUAGUGAAGGUAGAAAACUUUGCAUCUUCAUAUAGUUAUUAUAGUGAUGUAACAGAAAGAAUUCCUUUAUUUCUCCUGAUUGUAACUUAUGAUUGUAUCGCUCCAAUAAUGUUAAUCUUAUAUAUGGAACUAAUGUUAAGUUUAUUUCUGGUGGUCUCUUUGAGUUAGCUUGCGUUUUAUGUUCCGACUAUACAAAAUGACUAAAAAGUUACAUGCCUCAGCGAAAAUCGGCGCAGCGAAGCACGCGUUAGCUUCUAGUCACCAAUGAUGUUUCAACUCAAAAACAUGUCUGAGUUGGUCAUUUUAAUUGUAUUGUCUUGUCAUUGAUCAUCAAAAUCUGAUUCCAAAAAAAAAAUCAUCAAAAUCUGACAGUGAGCACGGCUCGAUCGUAAUCCCAUUUACGUUAUAAAGCUCUCAAUUUCCCACGCAAAAGAAAAUUUUAAAAGUAAAGCUCCCAAUUUCUAGAAAAAAUUACUACUCCAUUCUCCAUCCUCCAAACAAGAGCGCCAUUCCAACCUCCAGUUUAGUCUAAGCCAUGACCUCGCAGCAGUCACCGUCGCCGGCGGAGGCGAAGUCACCGCGACCACCCGCACCCACCACCGUAAUCGCCCUCGACGAUGAUCUCCUCCGCGAGAUCUUCCUCCGCCUCCACUCCCUACCGACCCUUGUCCGUGCCGCCCUCAGCUGCCGCACCUUUUUCCACGCCGUCCGGUCGUCCCCCGCCUUCCGCCGCAGCUUCCGGGAGGCCCGCCCACCACCUCUCCUCGGCCUCUUCUUCGACCCCGACGGGCCCUCCAUCCCCGCCUUCGCACCCCUCCGCCGCCGCUCCGACCCUGACCUCGCCGCCGUCGUCCGCGGCGCCGAUUUCUUCCUCACCCACCUCCCCGACGACGACGACGACGCCGCCGCCUUACCGGAGUGGGUCAUAUACGACUGCCGCGACGGCUACAUCCUCCUCGAACACGGAAGCCUGGAGCAGUACGCCGUCUACAACCCCCUCACACGGGCCCUGGAUCUCAUCCCCCAGCCGCCCGACGAGAUCUUCGACGACCAGAAUGGCGACGCCUCCUGUCUUGGGUGCUACAUACUCUCCUCCCAAGAGGGCGGCGAACCGCUGCGCCUGGUCUACACCUGUCACGUCGAGUCGCGGGCGCGUGCCGCGGUCUUCUCAUCAGAAAGCAGGGAGUGGCAGAUCCUCCCGUGGUCGGAGCCUGUGACGCCACUGCCUGAGGACGAACACUGGCUUAAGGUUGGCUCAAUGGUGAAUGAGCUCGUCUACUGGAUACACAAAAAUCAAGCCUACAUCCUUGUGCUGAACACUGUGACACUGCAAUUCUCCCAGAUGGAUGUGCCGCCAAAUUUGGUGGAUCAAGAUUUAAUGUUUAAGGUUGGUGAGACCAAGGAUGGAAGGCCUUGCAUUGUCUGCCCGAUUGAUUUUGAACUUCAUGCUUGGGUCUGGCGAGCCGGUCAGGAUGGAAUUGAGACAUGGAUAUUCGACAAGAAGUUUCCCUUGGAGACGAUUGUCGAGGUCACUGAGGGCACAUUUGAGGAACAUUGUGAACUGAAGGUUUUGGCCAUCAUUGGUGGAUUUGUGUACUUCUGUACCAUGGAUAUGUUGCGUGAUGCUAUUUAUCCUUGUUGGUUCCUGUCUCUAUGCAUGGAGACAGGGGAGCUGGGCACGCUCUUUCGGAGGAGAUUUGACGGCCAUGCCUACCCCUACAUCAUGGCAUGGCCUCCUUCUUUGAUAGACAACAAGGUGAACCCUCAACUCGAAGGUGCUUGACAAAAUGUGGACAAGGUACCCUGACAUUUCCUUCGUUUGGCCACCAGAUGGUAUUAUCUAGUAAUGAUAUCUCCAGGGUGACAAUAAAAAAAUGGGCAUUUUUAUUUGAGACACGGGUAAAUUGGAAUAUAUAUAUUUUGUAGCAUUCGCCAAAUGCUUGCUUAUGUUUUUAUUUUUCAUUUGAUACUUAUUUGUAUGUAUCAUGCCAAGGUCCAGCAGUACUAAGUUUGGUAGUACUGCUGGAUCUCAUCUAGUAUAAAUGUUAAGUCCCUUCACUUA
Molecule: messenger RNA, 3314 nt
Organism: Triticum aestivum (bread wheat)
Lineage: Eukaryota; Viridiplantae; Streptophyta; Magnoliopsida; Poales; Poaceae
Exons: 2
Coding region: 1788-3035 (415 amino acids)
Molecular function (GO): protein binding
Source: RefSeq, a predicted model, not a curated record